CCUGCUUGAGGGUUUGCCACAGCAAGAAUCGCACUCCGUGUGAGACACUCCGACAUCGCGCAGCAGUCUCCCUCUUACUCCUACUAGUCUAGUCUCUUAGAAUGGCGGCAACCCCUAUGCGCACAGCCCUCAACCUACACCGCCCAGCCGCGGCGUCGGUUUCAGGCAGGCUGCUCCGGCAACCCGCGUGCGGUAGUUCGGCACGAUGGCCGUGUGUGCGCGGCACCCACGCCGCGCGUGUUCGCGCCUCCGAGUCUGAUGUGACUGAACCUAGCAGCAGCAGUAGCAGUAGCAAGUCGGCCGCAGCUCUGGGUCUGGCUGAGAUUGUGUCCAAGCGCAAAGAGCGCAAAGACCUGGAGCUGGAGCUGAAGCUGGCGGUCAAGGGUGAGAACUAUGGCGAGGCUGCCCGACUGAAGGCGGCCCUGGCAGCCCUGGACGCCACUGACCCGGUGGCUCAGGCCAAGGCGGCGCUGGAGGCGGCAAUCAGGGAGGAGCGCUACCAGGACGCGGCGCGGCACCAGGCCCAGAUCAAGGCCCUGGAGGCGGAGCUGGGCCCCGCGGCGCUGGAGUGCGGCCUGCUGUCCACCAGCAGCACGGCGGUCACACACGGCGUGCGGGUGCAGGUGCAGAGCUUCUUCCUGCCCACCAAGUCCUCUCCCAGCCAGGGCCGCUACAUGUUCGCCUACCACAUCACCCUGCACAACGACAACACAGAAACCAUCGUGCAGCUGCGCAACCGGCACUGGGUCAUCAUGGACGGGCGGGGCAAGACCGAGGAGGUCAGGGGCCCGGGGGUGGUGGGUGAGCAGCCCAUCCUGCUGCCGGGCAAGAGCUACGAGUACACGUCCGGGUGCGCGCUCACCACGCCGCAGGGCUCCAUGGAGGGCGAAUACGGCAUGGUGGUAUUGGAUCCCAAGGACGGCACCUGGGCUGAGACCAUGGAGGUCAAGAUCGGGAAGUUCAUGUUGGACGCCAAGGGCCCGCAGGCGGUGUGAGAAGCUGCCGGGGCCACUGCUGUAGGCUUCUGGUUGGGAGCUGCAAGCUGAAGAGUUUUGGGAGACGGGUGUUCCUUCUUUGAUCCAUAAGGAGUACUGCACACAGUACCUAGUGGCAUGUGAUUGCAUGGGUCUGUGGGGGCUGGGGGCGAGCGAUUUCCUUGUUAGAACGCUCGACGGAGUGCACAAGGAAGAGGAAGGGGCAACGAUGCGGGCAUGAGGAGGUCUUCCGUGUGUUUUGCUGGGCAAUCACGCGCCCAAAUUGUUUUGGACAACGCAUUUUGAUGUACUUACUACUUCGGCUUACAGCGGCUAGUCUUUUGAGUUGAAGCCGACCUGCGCAUCAUUUUGCCUUCGAAGCCACGCGUGUGCCGUUUUGACGAACUUGCAACAUACUUGAAACAUCAAGCG
Molecule: messenger RNA, 1406 nt
Organism: Chlamydomonas reinhardtii
Lineage: Eukaryota; Viridiplantae; Chlorophyta; Chlorophyceae; Chlamydomonadales; Chlamydomonadaceae
Exons: 7
Coding region: 102-995 (297 amino acids)
Source: RefSeq, a predicted model, not a curated record